AUGACUGUUACAUACUGCCUGGAAUUUCUGUUUUUCAGGCAGCUGUGUCUGAGACGCUGGUCCUCCUGCAAAGCCUCUGAGGUGGUCCUGGGCACACAGACAUGGAAACAGUACUCUCUCUGCAGGUCUGAGCUGGAGUUCCGAAUGGAAUCUGGGCGGCCAGGGAAGGACUUCAUCUGCAGAGCCAUUGCUGGGCACGCAGGACAGAUAGAGGAGCUGGCUUACGUCUCAACUAGUGAGUACCGGUUUGACAGGAGGGAGAAGCCUGUGGUUUGCACGGUGUCCUCAGACUGCACUGUGCACACCUGGGAUUUGCAUGAGGGCACAGAGAUCUGGUCAAGCCCUCUACAGCCUGCUGCUCUGGUGAACUUGGUGACUUACCCUCGGCUGCAGCUGAUUGUCACCAUGGACAAGCGGGGAUUGAUCAAAGUGUGGAAAACAGAGAAUGGGUGGGAGGGGGCCUCCUUCUGCCUGCCGACAUUCUCAUCUGCGAUGGAGGCCUGUGACCAUCCAGAGGGCCCCUUCCUGCUGGUGGCCUGUGUUGAAGGGACCCUCUACACACUGACAGUGCCUCAGCUGCAGGUGGUCUCCAAGGUGUCUGUGUUUCCCAACAACUCCAUGACCCUCAUCUGCUCUCCUGGCCGAGAGUGGGUGUUUGUCUCUACACAGAAUUCAGACCUGGGCUCAAAGGUGUUCUACACUCACUCCUUGCUGCACCCAUUGGAAGACGAGCCUCCUGUCUCCACCACCCUCCCCGUCUGGCUGAGUUCCAGAGCCUGCUGGGCCCCUGACGAGGUGGCCAGGCUGAUUGUGAUGCACAGAAAUGACAAUGGCAUGCAGCUGAUUGUCACUACCUAUGAGUUAGGGGCCAAGAAGUCCAGGGAUAGAGUGAACAUUCUGGUGCAACAGAUCGCCAGUUUCCUCUUCCCAGACACCAUGGUGCCUCCCCACCUCAUGAAGGGCCAUGGCUCAGAGGUGAUCCUGCUGGUCUCUGGCUUGACGCUGGUGCUGUUCACCAUUCAUGGCUUGAAGCUGGCUGCCUUCCAAGACCACCAGAAGCCCAUCACAUCCAUAUGGGUGGGCCCAAACCAAGUCAUCACCUCUUCCCUUGACUUCUCUUUGCGAGUCUAUGUGUGGAACAAAGAAAAGAAAUAUCGCAUCCUCAAGAGCUGCUAUCAUUUGCUUGGGGGAUCCCACAGAUGGGCCAGUAAAUUUACCCACGUGGAAAGUGACGGCAUGAGCAUUGUAGGUGUGGAAACCAAUAACAUGGAGAGAAGUAGUCUGAGGUCAUACUGCUUCAAGGUGCAGCACGUCUCAAAGGGUGGUACCAAGUGAAAAAGGUCUCACUUUGAACACAUGCAGAGACUGGAAUGAUGUUACCAGCAUGGGGACAGGAAUUAGUAAUUCUUGGGUGCCUACUGUGUGCCAAGCACUGUGCUGGGUGACUUUACUUUUAAAACCUCACAAGUCAACAAAAUGGGUAUGAUUGUCUCUGUUUUGCAGACAAGGAAAAUGAAAUUUAAAAAGACAGUAAUUGAAAGAGAUAGACCCCAAUACUGUAAUAGUA
Molecule: messenger RNA, 1567 nt
Organism: Galeopterus variegatus (Sunda flying lemur)
Lineage: Eukaryota; Metazoa; Chordata; Mammalia; Dermoptera; Cynocephalidae
Product: F-box/WD repeat-containing protein 12-like
Exons: 8
Coding region: 1-1335 (444 amino acids)
Molecular function (GO): protein binding
Source: RefSeq, a predicted model, not a curated record